Molecule: messenger RNA, 530 nt
Organism: Phytophthora sojae
Lineage: Eukaryota; Oomycota; Peronosporomycetes; Peronosporales; Peronosporaceae
Exons: 2
Coding region: 43-309 (88 amino acids)
Biological process (GO): fatty acid metabolic process
Molecular function (GO): fatty-acyl-CoA binding
Source: RefSeq, a predicted model, not a curated record
UUUUCUUCACGAGUCCGCAGCCGCCCCCGAUCUCUCUCCACAAUGUCUGACCUCCAGGCCCAGUUCGAAGCCGCCGCCGCGCUCGUGAAGACCUUCACCAAGAGCCCCACCAACGACGAGAAGCUCGCUCUGUACGCCUUCUACAAGCAGGCCACCGUGGGCGACAACACGACGUCCGCCCCCGGCAUGUUCGACCUGACGGGCAAGGCCAAGUGGAACGCCUGGAACGCCAAGAAGGGUCUGUCCAAGGAGGACGCCAUGACCGCCUACAUCGCCGAGGUGGAGAAGCAGAAGGCCGUCUACGCCUGAAGCGCGGCCGCUAGGUCGCGUCUGUAGUUCUCUCCUCCUCCUCCAAGCGCGCUGGAGUCGCUGUAGUGCCAACCUUAAUGCCGUGUGAGCUGUACAGACUACGGGGGGGGGGAAAUGGCGACGAUCGACCCAGCACCUGCUUCGGUUCAGCCAACGUGUGAGUUGUUGACGUCUUCGCAAAAGUCCAUAAAAAUGUAAUGGAAGACGAGUUUUGUAAUCUC